AUGAAGCCUUUGAAAUCUCUCUUCUCCCGCAGCUCGGAUGCGAAAGCUGCGACUCAAGUGGCGCCAGCGUCCUCCGCUUCUACAGCAGUCCCAAGCCACUCCGGCUCGGUCGUCGAGGCAGAGAAGGAGACCGCAUCUCCACAAGAUGAAGCUCCCGCUUCACAGAUGAUGGCCAGCCCGAAUGAAAAGACAGCCCCUGAAGCACUAGCAUCUCCACGAAAUGAAAAAGCUUCCACCUCACAGGUGCCGGCUGGCCCAAGCGAGGAGACUCCCCUAGAAACACAAGAUGCAACAGAUGGGCAAGAAGUGUCAUCUGAAACAAUAGAAAAUGACGACAGCGCUGGAGUAACCUAUCUCUCAGGGUUUCCUCUGGCAAUCGUUGUCAUCGGCUUGUGCCUCGCUGUUCUCCUGGUUGCACUGGAUAAUACGAUUAUUGCCACCGCUAUCCCCAGGAUCACAGACCAUUUCAAAGCCCUAGAGGAUGUGGGCUGGUAUGGCAGCUCGUACCUCUUAACAACCUGCGCCUUCCAAUUGAUGUUCGGGAAAUUCUACAGCUUCUACCCAGUCAAAUGGGUUUUCUUAUCCGCAAUCCUGAUCUUCGAGAUCGGCUCCGCCAUCUGCGGUGCUGCGCCUACUUCGGAGGCCUUGAUCGUCGGCCGUGCCAUUGCUGGCAUUGGCUCUGCGGGCAUAUUCAGCGGUGCCAUGAUCAUCAUCACCUACUCUAUCCCACUGGAAAAACGACCCAUGUACAACGGCGUAUUGAGCAGUAUGUACGGCAUUGCCUCGGUGGCUGGCCCAUUGAUGGGUGGUGCCUUUACCGAUCAUGUCUCCUGGAGGUGGUGCUUUUACAUCAACCUCCCCAUCGGCGCCGUCACCAUUCUCGCCAUUUUUGUUUUCCUCCAGCACCCCAAACAGACGCUGAAGAAGCCGGACUCAUGGAAGGGCCAGCUGGCGCAGCUGGAUCCCUGGGGAACCGUAACCUUCAUGCCUGGUAUCGUCUGCUUGCUUCUUGCGCUCCAGUGGGGGGGGACCAAGUACAAUUGGGGUAACGCCCGCAUCAUCGUCCUGUUCAUCCUCUUCGGUAUUCUUAUUAUUGCGUUUGUCGUCAUCCAGAUCUGGAAGGGAGAAAAUGCAACCGUCCCGCCACGCAUAGUGAUGAAACGCAGCAUGGCCUUCGCAAGCUUUUUCGCCUUCACCCUCGGCGCCUCGUUCUUCAUCCUGGUCUUCUACCUCCCGAUCUGGUUCCAGGCGAUCAAGAUCGCCUCCGCAACCAAGUCCGGAGUCAUGACAAUUCCUAUGGUCCUUACCCUCGUGAUCGGCUCCAUCAUCGGCGGUCUUUUCAUUUCGCUAAUUGGAUACUUCACCCCAUUCUUUUACAUUUCCGCUGUGCUUAGCACCGUCGGCGCGGCUAUGCUCACCACCUUCAAAACAGACACCGGCUCCCCGAAAUGGAUCGGCUAUCAGGUCAUCUACGGCCUCGGAGUCGGACUCGGGUUCCAGCUCCCCAUCCUCACGCCGCAGGUGGUCCUGGACAUCGACGAUGUCGCCGUUGGGAUCGUCGUGACGAUGUUCUCGCAGCUCCUUGGCGGCGCGCUCUUCAUCUCCGUCGCCCAGAACAUCUUUACCAAUAAACUUUCCAAGGGUAUCAUGAUUGCGGCGCCCGGGGUGGAUCCAAAGGCCGUCUUGGGUCAAGGUGCCACGUCGCUCACGAAAGUGAUUCCGCCUCAAUUCCUCGACGCGGCGCAGGUGGCGUAUAACAAGGCCUUAACACAAACGUGGUACGGCGUUGUUGUCAUGUCGGCGCUGGGCAUUAUUGGAGCCUUCGGUGUUGAGUGGAAAAGCGUGAAAGGGAAGAAUCUUAGUGCUUCGGCUGCUUAG
Histoplasma capsulatum G186AR is the source of this 1878-nucleotide messenger RNA. RefSeq names its product major facilitator superfamily transporter. Gene Ontology annotation, biological process: transmembrane transport. Gene Ontology annotation, molecular function: transmembrane transporter activity. The coding region runs from base 1 to 1878 and encodes 625 amino acids. NCBI's taxonomy places the organism in Eukaryota, Fungi, Ascomycota, Eurotiomycetes, Onygenales, Ajellomycetaceae. The record is from RefSeq and is a predicted model, not a curated record. The transcript is spliced from 3 exons.